AUGUCUGACGAAGGAGAAGAAAGCGACGGUGGGAGAGCGCGUCUCUCGGAGUCUCCCUCCCCGCAGCGGUCCCUCAGUCAUCCCCGAGGAUCUCCUUCUUCUGCGCGGCCCCUGGACCUCUUCUCCUCUGCCUCACCGCUGCUUGGAGAUACAGACCCACCGUACCUCGCUUCUCCGGAGUGUCUCAACCCAUCAAUAGAGAGCAAAGACCCGGACUACUCAACACAAUUUACCCCUCCAAAGUUCCACCAGCCCACCGAGGACGUAAGCUCUCCGAUUGCUUCGCGGCAGGAUGUGCGUUUAAAUGCGGUAUACGACCACUAUGAUGACCCGUUCCCCAAAUGGAGAGGUCGUGGCGCGGCGAAUGCGGAGCGCUUUCAGCACCGCGGACAGAGACUGCACCGUGGCCCGGAGCUGUUGGACUACGGAAAUCACUAUGGGGACCAAAUAGACCCAGACUUCAGAACAGAAAGCCGCCAAACGGUGGAGGCCAUGCACCGGAGGCAUACCACACUGCGGGAGAAAGGGCGUCGCCAGGCUGUGCGCGGCCCGGCCUACAUGUUUAAUGAGCGAGGGUCGGCGCUCACUGCAGAAGAGGAGCGAUUCUUAGACGCUGCUGAAUAUGGAAAUAUCCCUGUAGUGCGUAAAAUGCUGGAGGAGUCCAAAACUCUCAACUUCAAUUGUGUGGACUACAUGGGCCAGAAUGCCUUGCAGCUUGCUGUAGGAAACGAACACCUGGAAGUGACAGAACUUUUACUAAAGAAAGAAGGUUUGGCAAGAAUAGGUGACGGUCUGCUUUUAGCUAUUUCCAAGGGAUAUGUUCGCAUUGUGGAGGCUAUACUGGCACACUCAGCAUUUGGAGGGGGUCUGCGCCUGGCAGUGUGCCCAAUAGAGCAGGAGAUGCGUGACGAUGACUUUUACGCCUAUGAUGAAGAUGGGACACGUUUUUCCCAUGACAUCACCCCAGUCAUACUGGCCGCUCACUGUCAGGAGUAUGAGAUAGUGCACAUCCUUUUGACAAAAGGGGCUCGCAUAGAGAGGCCCCACGACUACUUCUGCAAGUGUGAUGAGUGCCUGGACAAGCAGAAGAAGGACUCGUUCAGUCACUCACGCUCCAGGAUGAACGCUUAUAAAGGACUGGCCAGUGCUGCGUACCUGUCCCUGAGCAGUGAGGACCCUGUGCUAACUGCUCUGGAGCUCAGCAACGAACUGGCAAGACUGGCCAACAUCGAGACUGAGUUUAAGAAUGACUAUCGUAAGCUGUCCAUGCAGUGUAAGGACUUUGUGGUGGGGGUGCUGGACUUGUGCCGGGACACUGAGGAGGUGGAGGCCAUCCUCAACGGAGACGUGGACCUGUGCCCCCCCAGUGCCUACAACAGACCCUGCCUCAGCCGCGUCAAACUGGCCAUCAAGUACGAGGUCAAGAAGUUCGUGGCCCAUCCAAACUGCCAGCAGCAGUUGCUCACUAUCUGGUAUGAGAACCUUCCAGGCCUGAGGCAGCAGUCUAUUGGGGUGAAGUGCUGGACUGUCCUGGGAGUCACUGUAGGCCUGCCCUUUUUGGCUAUCGCCUACUGGAUCGUUCCAUGUAGCAAGCUUGGCCAGAUCCUUCGGAGUCCUUUCAUGAAGUUUGUUGCUCAUGCUGUCUCCUUCACCAUAUUCCUGGGUCUGCUGGUGAUAAAUGCCUCCGACCGCUUCGAGGGAGUCAAGAACCUGCCCAACGAAACCAUCACCGACCACCCCCGCCAGGUCUUCAGGGUCAAGACCACACAGUUCUCCUGGACCGAGAUGCUCAUCAUGAAGUGGGUUCUGGGUAUGAUCUGGUCUGAGUGUAAGGAGAUCUGGAGCGAUGGGCCGAGGGAGUAUGUUCUUCACCUCUGGAACGUCCUGGACUUCGGGAUGCUCUCCAUCUUUGUAGCAUCGUUUACAGCUCGAUUCAUGGCUUUCCUCAAGGCAACCAAAGCACAGCAAUACGUGGACAUGCACGUGCCCGACGACGACCUCAGCAACGCCUCACUGCCCGAUGAAGUGGCUUACUUCACUUUUGCCAGAAACAAAUGGCGCCCCUCCGACCCCCAGAUCAUCUCCGAGGGCCUGUACGCCAUUGCUGUGGUGCUCAGUUUCUCACGUAUUGCCUAUAUCCUCCCGGCCAAUGAGAGCUUCGGGCCGCUGCAGAUCUCCCUGGGCAGGACGGUCAAAGACAUCUUUAAGUUCAUGGUCAUCUUCAUCAUGGUGUUUGUGGCCUUUAUGAUCGGAAUGUUCAACCUCUACUCCUACUACCUGGGAGCCAAGUACAACCCUGCCUUUACCACGGUGGAGGAGAGCUUCAAGACACUUUUUUGGUCCAUUUUCGGUUUGUCGGAAGUCAUCUCUGUUGUCCUUAAGUACGACCAUAAAUUCAUCGAGAACAUCGGCUAUGUGUUGUAUGGGGUCUACAACGUGACGAUGGUGGUGGUCCUUCUCAACAUGUUGAUAGCAAUGAUCAACAGCUCAUACCAGGAAAUAGAGGAGGAUGCUGAUGUAGAGUGGAAGUUUGCACGAGCAAAACUGUGGCUCUCCUAUUUCGAUGAGGGGCGCACACUUCCUGCUCCGUUCAACCUGGUCCCGAGUCCAAAGUCCUUUUACUACAUGGUCCUCCGCAUCAGGUCGUGCCUCGUCCACGUGUGUAAGGCCAAUGGACAUCACCGCAACGAGCUCGAGAUGGGCAUGCUCAACUCUCAGAACAAGGACGAGCGCUUCAGGACCUACCCUCGAUCGGGAGAGGAGUUUAUGCCCAGGAAAACUCGAAAACACCCCACCAGAUACCAGAAGAUCAUGAAGAGGCUGAUUAAGCGAUAUGUCCUGAAGGCACAAGUGGACAGAGAGAGCGACGAAGUUAAUGAAGGCGAGUUGAAGGAGAUCAAGCAGGACAUCUCCAGUCUGCGUUACGAGCUUCUGGAAGAGAAAUCCCAGGCCGCUGGAGAACUGGCUCUGCUCAUUCAGCAACUGGGCGACAAGUUUGGCAAAAACACCAUGAGACAUUAACAGAACUCCAGCAAAAGUGAGAGAAGGGUGACACUGGGACAAGGGUCCAUAAAAAAAACAAAGACUAAUGUAUAUGCAAAGAGCAAGUAUAAUGAAUAGGAAAAGUUAGCUUGAGGGCUAGAGGUCACACAAACUCAUGCUGGGAAGAAUGACAGGUGAAUCUGAAUUAAAGCCAUCUUCGGGGACAGAUUAAGGGAGAGAUGGAGAGAUGGGCAUUCUGGGUAAAAUGAUACAAUGCAUGAGGUGUUGUGGGCCUACACAUGUGAGUGCACAGCCAAAGAGGAAGACUUUGACAGACUUGAAGGGUAAAGUAUUGGAAGAAUAGAUG
Messenger RNA from Periophthalmus magnuspinnatus, 3349 nucleotides. RefSeq names its product short transient receptor potential channel 7-like. The record is from RefSeq and is a predicted model, not a curated record. The transcript is spliced from 12 exons. Bases 1 to 3021 code for a protein of 1006 amino acids. Gene Ontology annotation, biological process: calcium ion transmembrane transport; regulation of cytosolic calcium ion concentration; manganese ion transport. Gene Ontology annotation, cellular component: membrane; cation channel complex. Lineage: Eukaryota; Metazoa; Chordata; Actinopteri; Gobiiformes; Gobiidae. Gene Ontology annotation, molecular function: inositol 1,4,5 trisphosphate binding; store-operated calcium channel activity; protein binding.